AUGAGAUCUACUGCUCGUGGCGUUGGGUUGCAUUUCACCCCCUCACAUUUACAGCCAUCCUUAGCAUCCCCCCACCACAAGCUACAGCAACGAAGACAUUUAAUUUUCUAAUUCUAUUCACCUGAGAGGUGCCUUUGUUCAUUUUUUCCCGUUAGAACAAAGCCGUAUUUACCUCCUGUUAAUACCUGCUUUGGAAACACAUCUAUUCUAAGAGAUGCUUUGCUUAAGGGAUUAUGUGGGACAAUGCCCCUCAAGGACGGGUGGUGCAAACACUGAGCACUGCCGACUGACUUUGCUAAGAAUGGCUGCAAGAUGUGAAACAUCCAAUGACCACAGCGAUAGAUUUCUCAAUCUCACAGCUUAACUCAGCUGAGCAAAAGGUGAAAAUGUGGAGAACCACACGCCGCCCAGAGCUCCACACAGACCAUCAUUACACAGCAUCAUGUGGUGACUGCAUUACUAUUGGUUUGACAUUUUAAUGCGCUGAGAGCUGUUUGUGAACACUAAGGAAUCAUGUGUGUUAUUGGGAGAGAUUACCGUCAUUCAACAGACAUCCUAUAUAGUACAGCGGAUAAGCACAACAAUUGUGCAUUUUAUGAGAAAAGCAUGACAUUUCUAGCAUAGUUAGUGCAUACCAUAAGGUUUAUUUUCAGAUGUGGAGGGAAGUCAGAUUUGACCUGUGAGGACAGUGAGAGGUCAAAUCCAAGAUGGCCGCCAGUCUCUUGGGUCAAAUGUUCAAACACGCUUAAUUUUGGAACCAAACAUUGUAGAAAAACAUUUAAGGUGUCAUAUCCAACUGAAUUAGGGAUGCCCAAUCAUUUGGUGAUACUUUUGAGAUCGCCAGAAUUCACGAAAAUGCAUUUAGGUGAAGAUAAAGGUAGAAAUUGACCAAAAAUAAGCUGUCAAUCAGUUGAAAUUUGCAAAAUUGUAAAUUAUUUAUCGUGUGUGUGUGCUGGUGGCAGAUGUGGCGCAGUUAUGUAUUGUGUAUAUCCAUGCUUCAACUAACUGGGUAUAGAUGCAUUCUCUGUAGAGUUAUAUGUUUUCUUGAGCCAUACAGGUAAAUAAAUCCUGGAUAAUUAUAUGUAGCUUAUGGUCCCGCCUUACCAAUGAUAUCAACUUAUCAUCAGCUAGAUAAAUGACAUCAAAGUAACAGUCAAAUCCAAGAUGGCCGCCAGUCCGCUGUGUUUAAUGUCCACGUCUUUUUUAAUUUUGGAACCAAACAAUGUAGAAAAUAAUUUAAGGUGUCAUUUCCAACUGAAUUGGACAAGGACAAGAUAGACAUUUAACAAAAAAUAAGCUCAGGUCAGGGUGGCUCUUCCACCAAGUCAGUGACACCUCUGCCAUCAGCCUACACAAUUGUGCCACCAGCAGCCCUAAAGACAAAGGUCUUCAGUGCGCCGGCUGUACAAGGUCCUGUGAGACCUCCCAACCUCCUGACUGCUGCAGCUGCCAAAGAAGAUAUGUAUGCAUGGCUCAGCAAAGUCAAGACAGCUGUUGAAAAGUCUACCAUGGAUGGCUGGAUAUCGUGGUCUGCCUACCACGCUGAUGCGCACCAAGCUGUCAUCCCACCUGCAGCAAUAACCGCACUAUUGCCUUUGUUUCUUGACAAUGCACACUCAGUGGCAAUGAUACGUCACUCCAUGGACAUCGUCAAGGCAGCAGUUCAGCACGUGAACCCUGGUCAGAUUCCUGUCCUUGCAGCUGACCAACCACUGUAUGCUCUUGCUAAGGAAGUCCAGUGGACCUGGCCAGCCACUUAUGGAGAGGAUCACUUUGUGAUCAUGUUCGGUGGUCUACACAUUGAGAUGGCCAUGUUGAAGUUGCUGGGAGACUGGCUGGAAGACAGUGGCUGGACGAACACCCUGGUACAGGCUGACAUUGCAAGUUCUGGAACAGCAAAUUCCUUCAUACAUGCCAGCCAUGCCAGCCAUGUCACCAAGACCCGCCAUGCGCACCAGCUCACAGCUGCAAGCCUUUAUACACUCCUCCAACAAGCUUACAGUGAAGACUGCACACCUGAUGACUCUAAUGCCAUGCAACCUGAUAGUCCGCCUUUUGAGUGGUGCAUACAGCGAGCAAAGGCCAGUGUCCACUUUGACUACUGGCUAAAGACCCUGUCAUUGGAGCUUCUCUUGCUGCGGUACAUCAGGUCACUUCGUGAAGGUAACUUCCAGCUGUACGUGAAAUCCCUGACACAGAUCAGGCCCUGGAUGUUUGACCUAGAUUACACACACUACUCCAGAUGGCUUUCCGUACACAUCCGUGACAUGAUGACUCUCGCUGAAAAACAUCCACAUGUCCUAGCAGAAUUCAAGUCUGGACAUUUUGUGGUACACAAAACCAGCAACAAGUUCUCCGCCAUGGCACUCGACCAGUGCCAUGAGCAGAACAAUGCAAUGGUGAAAGGUUCUGGUGGGGCUAUUGGACUGACUGGCAAUCCAGGAGCACUUAGACGCUGGAUGGUAGCAGGGCCAGACAUUUCCAGGAUCACUACAGAGUUUGAGCAACAGCAUAGUGCUAGUGACACUGGGCACCGUCAUCACGACCAGCAACCUGGCGUACAAGCAGCAUUUCUGAAGGAAGUUAAAGCACUUGUGACAGUGCUGGAUGAGAUGGGAAAUCCAUUCCUAGAACACAGCCAAGAUGUACUAGUCAUUGACACAAGGGACAUCAUGGACAUCAAAGUGGCUGAAACUGUGAGAAGGAUCGAGACCCUUGGUGAGGAGCAGUACACCACGUUUAUGAAAGAGAGGCUAGAACAGUGUACAACACCUGUCACACAAACACUUCCAAAGAACAAGUUGCCACUGUUCAGUAGGCCGCCGGUCAAGAUGAAGUCGAAACAAAAGGCACAACUUGCAGCACUGAAGAGUGACUGUGGUCUCUUUUUGUGGCUGUACAUCUUCUGUCAAACACGAGAUGGAGACAUCGACAAUUUCUUCUCCCAUGAAAACCAGGGAUCCCCACCAGCUCUGUCAACUGGAGGAAAAAUUCGGAUUGGGGUUAAAGCAGAUCUACUUCGCUGCCUAGAAUCAGAUCUGCUUGAAAACAGUAGUGUACCUAUGGCUGAUGCAACAAUUUUCGAUGGUGCAGCUGUGGUUCAAAUGUUAAAUCCUGGAACAUCAAGAACAUUUCAAGAGUAUGGAGAUAGAGUGUUUGCACCAUACAUCUCUGCUCAACUUGAGAAAAGCAGCUGCAUUGACUGGAAGGACUUUCUUCGAUGCAAUGAGAACAAAACCGACUUGUUUGCUUUCCUGUCUCGCAGAGUUGUUCAUCUUCCUCUCGCAGAGGGCAAGGAACUGUAUGCAACAGAUGGAAGUGGAGUUCUCUGCUCUCCUGCUGAGUCUUACUUAGCCUGCCUUGCCCCGUGUUCUCAAGAGGAGGCCGACAUUCGUCUACUUCUGCAUGUGGCAGAUGCUGUGCAAAAGGGGUGUAAGAAGGUGACCAUACGUACAGUUUAUACCGAUGUAGUGGUACUGGCUGUGGCUUCAUUCAGCAAAAUAGCUCCUGAUGAGCUGUGGGUUGCCUUUGGUGUUGGAUCAAGCUUUCACUACAUAGCUGUUCAUGAAAUUGUUGCCACAAUGAAUCCAACAAAGUGUCUGACUCUCCCAGUCCUUCACGCUUUCACCUUGGCUGGCAGAGGGAAGAAGACUGCCUGGGAAACGUGGAAGUCUUUCCCAGAGGUGACUGGUGCUUUCAAUGAACUCCUAUGCAUGCCAAGUGAGGUCAGUGAAGGAUCAAUGUUACUGCUGGAGCGAUUUGUGGUGCUGAUGUACGACCAAACCAGUGAGAGCAUGGAGGUGAAUGAUGCCAGGAAACAGCUCUUCACACAGAAGUCUAGAUCUCUAGAGCAGAGGUUCUCAAUUGUUUUUCAGCCAAGGACCCCUUACAAGAUAGAGAAUACACCAAGGACCCCCUCAUUCUGAUUUGUGAUUUUGGGCUAUAUAAAUAAAAAUUGACUUGAUUUGACUUGUAUGUCCCUUGGAAUAAUCUGACGUAGCCUAUUUUUUACACUUCUAUAGUCUUAGUUAUGUGAAAGAACAACACAAGAGAAAUGUAUUAGAAAGAUAUUAGAUAUGUAUUAAAAAUAUUUGCACCAUCUCAACACAGAAUACCCAUAAAACAAUCAAUCAAUUAGCUGCAAGUAACACUACCUAAACAAAAUAUCAAAGGGAAAUCAAGAGAAAAGUGAUCAUUUGAAGUACAUUUCAGAACACACACACACACACACACACACACACACACACACACACACACACACACACACACACACACACACACACACACACACACACACACACACA
This is a messenger RNA of Gymnodraco acuticeps, 4304 nucleotides long. RefSeq lists its product as uncharacterized. The record is from RefSeq and is a predicted model, not a curated record. Bases 1461 to 3926 code for a protein of 821 amino acids. Lineage: Eukaryota; Metazoa; Chordata; Actinopteri; Perciformes; Bathydraconidae. The transcript has 2 exons.